AUGGCUGAGAUCAUGAUGAAGAAGGGGCUCCCCCUGGCUGGCCGGACCCUGGGGGAGUUCCCAAUAUCCCCUCUUCGCUUUGUGUCAGCAUCGGGGGGACGCCAGAGGAAACUGGACCGCUUCAGGAGAGGAGACAAGACUUGCAGCUCUGACUGGACCAUUACGCCUGGUGUUAUCCCAAAAUCCUUUGCCAGUCCCAGACCUGCUCGCCCAGGGUGCUGGUCUCCUGUGCUGGGGCAAGGGGCUGGCUCUCUGCUCUGGACACCACAGCUGGACCAUGUCCUGUCCCUCUUCCUGGUCCGUUCCAUGGGCCCCUGGCGUUUGUACCAUCAGAACUCUCCUGCAGUGGGCAGGCUGACAGCUGAAGACGUGCAAAAGGCCAGAGACACCAAGGUGCCACCCAUCCGGCCCUACAGACAUAUGCUCAGUGACAAAUCCUGUGAGCGGAAGGUCCCCGCGACUCGGCUCGGCAGGCUGGCCAACUUUGGGGGCUUAGCCGUGAGCGUCGGGAUCGGGGUCCUGGUGGAAGCUGCCAAGAAAUCCUUCCGGGCAGAAACAGUUGUGAAAGGUGAGCCGUCACCCUCGAGCUCAGGUGCCCUCCUGUCUGAAGCCAAUGCAGAGCGGAUCGUCAGGACUCUGUGCAAGGUGCGGGGCGCGGCCCUGAAACUCGGCCAGAUGCUGAGCAUCCAAGAUGACGCUCUUAUUAACCCUGCGCUCCAGAAGAUCUUUGAGAGGGUCAGGCACAGCGCCGACUUCAUGCCCACUAAGCAAAUGAUGGGGGUGCUGCACAGCGAGCUGGGCCCAGACUGGCGCAGGCGGCUGGCCUGGUUCGAGGAGCGCCCCUUCGCUGCUGCGUCCAUUGGGCAGGUGCAUCUGGCGCAGCUGCUGGAUGGGCGCAAUGUGGCCAUGAAAAUCCAGUACCCAGGCAUUGCCCAGAGCAUCAACAGUGAUGUCCGGAACCUCAUCUCCCUACUGAGUCUGAGCAACGCGCUGCCUGAAGGGCUUUUCCCUGAACAUGCCAUCGAGGUAAUGAGCCGUGAGCUGGCCUUGGAGUGCGACUACAAGCGGGAGGCUGCCUGUGCCACGAGAUUUCAGCAGCUGUUGCAGGGCGACCCGGUGUUCUAUGUGCCGUCGGUGAUCAGUGAGCUGAGCACCCAGCGGGUACUGACCAUGGAGUUGGUGCCCGGCUUCCCCCUCGACCAGGCCCAGGGGCUGGACCAGGAGACACGCAACAUGAUCUGCUCCAGUAUCCUGGAUCUGUGCGUGCGGGAGCUCUUCCACUUCCGCUACAUGCAGACUGACCCCAACUGGUCCAACUUCUUCUAUGAUCCACACAGCUGCAAGGUGGCGCUGCUGGAUUUCGGAGCCACCCGCAGCUUUGACAAGGCCUUUACGGAUCAGUACAUUGAGAUCAUUAAGGCUGCGGCUGAGGGCGACCGGGCUGGGGUGCUGCAGGGAUCCAUUGCGCUUCGGUUCCUCACGGGCUAUGAGACUCAGGCAAUGAAGGAUGCCCACGUAGACGCCGUGAUGAUCCUGGGCGAGGCCUUUGCUGCCGACGGCCCCUUCGACUUUGGGGCCCAGAACACGACACACCGGAUCCACACCCUCCUGCCCAUCAUGCUGCAACACCGCCUGACACCGCCCCCUGAGGAGACCUACUCCCUCCACCGCAAGAUGGCCGGCUCCUUCCUCAUCUGUGCCCGGCUUGGUGCCCGCAUCCCCUGCCGGCCCAUCUUCCGCCAGGCCUAUGCCCGCUACUGGGGCCGGGAGGGCUGA
Molecule: messenger RNA, 1776 nt
Organism: Emys orbicularis (European pond turtle)
Lineage: Eukaryota; Metazoa; Chordata; Testudines; Emydidae
Product: atypical kinase COQ8A, mitochondrial-like
Exons: 14
Coding region: 1-1776 (591 amino acids)
Biological process (GO): ubiquinone biosynthetic process
Source: RefSeq, a predicted model, not a curated record